AUCCAUGGCCGAAAACGGGCUAAGAAUUCAUUGAGUAACGGACAUUUUCAUGAUUUCUCCGUUUAAAAGUUAUCCAUUUUUGUUGGCCUUUGUCAAAUAUUUAUUCAUUGCACACUAUAAAGUUGUCUAGGCGAAGCUCACACAAAAACCAAAGACAUCACUUUAGAGAGGGAGAGGAAGAGGGAGAGGAAGAAAAUGGCGACCCUUAGAGUACCAGAAGUGGUUCCUUCACCAUCCGAGGACGCCGAGCAGCUACGAAAGGCUUUUGAAGGAUGGGGAACCAAUGAGGGCUUGAUCAUUUCCAUCUUGGCUCAUAGGAAUGCAGCUCAGAGGAAGUUAAUUAGGCAGGUCUAUGCUGAAACUUAUGGGGAAGAUCUUCUGAAAGCACUAAACAAAGAACUUACUAGUGACUUUGAGAGGAUUGUACUGCUAUGGACUCUGGAUCCUGCAGAGCGUGAUGCUUUUUUGGCUAAUGAAGCAACUAAGAGGCUGACUUCUAACAAUUGGGUUCUCAUGGAAAUUGCUUGUACUAGGUCUUCUCAUGACCUCUUUAUGGUAAGGCAGGCAUAUCAUGCUCGUUUUAAGAAAUCUCUUGAAGAAGAUGUUGCAUAUCAUACAUCUGGAGAUUUUCGCAAGCUUUUGGUUCCCCUUGUGAGUUCAUUCCGAUAUGAGGGGGAUGAAGUGAACAUGAUAUUGGCAAAAUCGGAGGCAAAGAUACUUCAUGAGAAGAUCUCUGAGAAAUCUUACAGUCAUGAGGAGCUCAUCAGAAUUCUGACUACAAGAAGUAAGGCACAGCUGAAUGCAACACUGAAUCACUACAACAAUGAGUUUGGAAAUGUUAUCACCAAGGAUUUGGAGGCUGAUCCUGAAGAUGAGUACCUGAAAUUACUGAAAGCAGCAAUUCAGUGCUUAACCUACUCAGCAAAAUAUUUUGAGGAGGUUCUAAGGCUGGGAAUAAACAAGAUGGGAACAGAUGAAUGGGCUCUUACAAGAGUGGUCGCCACGCGAGUGGAGGUUGACAUGGAACGGAUCAAAGAAGAAUACUACAGGAGGAAUAGCAUUCCUCUGGAUCGUGCAAUUGCCAAAGACGCUUCUGGUGACUAUGAGAAGAUGCUUCUGGCAUUGAUUGGACAUGUGGAUGCAUGAGGAAUGGCUGCUGGUUCGAGUGAAAGCCUGAAAUGAAUGAUGCUUCAUUUCUUGCGAUGAGAGUGUAUUUGCUUUUAGUUGUGUUUUGUUAUGUUCCCUGUGAAUGUAGUUUGUGUUGCGUGCAAUAAGUUGUCUUUGAUUUGGAUGCGUGACGAAAUUUCGGACCCGAGCGAUCUCUUGUUCUCUUACUAAUUACUGGAGUUUUCGUGUGAACAAAACAAACUGGGAUUUCUGUUUUAUAUGAUGGUGUUUGUUUUCUCUUAA
Carya illinoinensis is the source of this 1410-nucleotide messenger RNA. RefSeq names its product annexin D2-like. NCBI's taxonomy places the organism in Eukaryota, Viridiplantae, Streptophyta, Magnoliopsida, Fagales, Juglandaceae. The coding region runs from base 196 to 1146 and encodes 316 amino acids. The transcript has 5 exons. Gene Ontology annotation, molecular function: calcium ion binding; calcium-dependent phospholipid binding. Gene Ontology annotation, cellular component: cytosol; cytoplasm. The record is from RefSeq and is a predicted model, not a curated record.